This is a messenger RNA of Ceratotherium simum simum (southern white rhinoceros), 1852 nucleotides long. RefSeq lists its product as uncharacterized. Gene Ontology annotation, biological process: regulation of transcription by RNA polymerase II. The record is from RefSeq and is a predicted model, not a curated record. Gene Ontology annotation, molecular function: RNA polymerase II cis-regulatory region sequence-specific DNA binding; DNA-binding transcription factor activity. NCBI's taxonomy places the organism in Eukaryota, Metazoa, Chordata, Mammalia, Perissodactyla, Rhinocerotidae.
ACGGGACCGAGAAGGUGCGAGAGGAGGCGCUGUCCCCGCUGCACAGAGCGGUUCUGAGGCUCGGCGACGCCGCCCGGGGGACCCGCGCCAGGGCCGGGACAGGGACCGCUGUCCCCGCGUCCCCUCCUUUCCCGCCGCUCCCGGCCCCGCUCCGCCCCCAGAGUCCGAUGGCGGCGGCCGCGCGGAGGGAGCCGGCUCAGGGCAGUGUGACCUUUGAGGACGUGGCUGUGUACUUCUCUUCAGAGGAAUGGAGUCUCCUUGAUGAGGCUCAGAGACGCCUGUACCAGGAUGUGAUGCUGAAGAACUUGGCACUUAUAACCUCCUUGGGUUGUUGGCAUGUAGCAGAGAAUGAGGAGGCACCUGCCAAGCAGAGCAUUUCUGUACAAAGUGUGUCACAGGUCAGGACUCCCAAGGCAAGUGUGUCUCCCUGGAAGGCCCAUCCUUGCGAGAUAUGUGGCCCAGACUUGAGAGACAUCUUCCACUUGACUGAGCACCAGGGAACACAUUGUGGGCAGAAGAUUUACAGAAUUCGGGCAUGUGAGAAACAAUUGUGUUUGCAUGCAAAACUGCAGCACCAAAAGCAGUACACUGGAGAGACACGCUUAAGAAGCAACAAGGGCAGAGCCUCACUUGUGAAGGACUGCAAAUCCUGUGUGUCAGGGAAGCCCUUAUCCUGUGAGGAGGUUGUGAGGGACGUCGUGGCCGGUUCGAGAUUUCUCCAGCAUCAGGCCACGCACACCAGGGAGGAGUCAAACAGGAGAAGUGAAUGUGGAGCAGCCUUUCAUGGGGGAAACACUCAAUACAACUCUGGAAAAUGCACGAAAGACUUCGAUUGCAAACGUACACUUUUUCAGUCCCAGAGAGUCCUCACUAGAGAAAGAAGCUACAUGUGCAGUGAAUGUGGGAAAUCUUUUAGCAAGAGCUACAGUCUCAGUGACCAUUGGAGAGUUCAUACUGGGGAAAAGCCUUAUGAGUGUGGGGAGUGUGGGAAAUCUUUUAGGCAAAGCUCUAGCCUCAUUCAGCACCGGAGAGUUCACACUGGAGCUAGGCCUCAUGAGUGUGAUGAAUGUGGGAAAUUAUUUAGCAACAAGUCCAACCUCAUUAAACAUCGGAGAAUUCACACUGGAGAAAGGCCAUACGAGUGUAGUGAAUGUGGGAAAUCCUUUAGCGAAAGCUCUGCACUCCUUCAGCACCGGAGUGUUCACACUGGAGAAAGGCCUUAUGAGUGUAGUGAAUGUGGGAAAUUCUUUACCUACCACUCUAGUCUCAUUAAACACCAGAGAGUUCACUCUGGAUCAAGGCCCUAUGAGUGCAGUGAAUGUGGAAAAUCCUUUACUCAAAACUCCAGCCUCAUUGAACACCGUAGAGUUCAUAGUGGAGAAAGGCCUUAUAAAUGUAGCGAAUGUGGGAAGUCGUUUAGCCAAAGCUCUGCGCUUCUUCAGCAUCGGAGAGUUCACACUGGAGAAAGGCCUUAUGAGUGCAGUGAAUGUGGGAAAUUCUUUACUUACAGCUCCAGUCUCUUAAAACACCAGAGAGUUCACACUGGAUCAAGGCCUUAUGCGUGCAAUGAAUGUGGGAAAUCCUUUACUCAAAACUCCAGCCUUGUUAAACACAGGAGAGUUCACACUGGAGAAAGGCCUUAUGAGUGCAGCGAAUGUGGGAAAUCUUUUAGUGACAGCUCUGGCCUUAUUAAACAUCGAAGAGUUCACACUGGAGAAAGGCUUAAUCAGUGCAGUGAAUUUGGGAAAUCAUUUAGCUGUAGCUCCAACUUCAGUGACCAGUAGUGUUCACACUGGAGAAGGGCUUUAUGAGUAUUUGAAUGUGGGGAGUUAUUUACCUACAAUUCCAGGCU